AUGGCGGACCAGGAGCCGCACUCGCUCGCGUCGACGUUUCCCAACCCGCCGCCCUUCUGGCGCGACUUUACGCCCGAGAGGAUCGCACGGAUCGAGGACCUACGCGCGGCACACGCGGAGAAUGCAGGCGACCAGGGCGGCGAUGCGGCGACAACGACGACCGUCCGGCUGCCGGACUUGCCAGAGGACCUGGCGAACCUGGAGCCGCCGCCAGAGCCCGCCGACGGGCGGUGGCGCGUCUUUGGCGACCAGUACAUGCUCGACGACAAGCUGCCGACGCUCGAGGAGCAGGGCAUCACGAACCUCCCCGCCACGAACACGAGCAACAAUGACAACAAGUCGGCACCGAGCGGCGGCGACGACGGAGCGGCAGACACCCAAGACUCCAAAGACAUCAAGUACUACGACCGGGCCUUUGAGCUCAAGAAGCUGACCAAGUCGCUGCUGCUCAACUUCCUGGAGCUGGCGGGGGUGCUGUCGCGCAACCCGGCGCACGCCGAGGCCAAGGCGGCGGACCUGCGGACGCUUUUCAUCAACGUGCACCACGUGCUCAACGAGUACAGGCCGCACCAGGCGCGCGAGUCGGCCAUUGAGAUGAUGCAGGACCACCUCGACCGGACGCGCGCCGAGACGCUGGCGAUUCGCACGCAGGUGGACAAGGCGCGGAGCGUGCUCGAGGGGCUGGGCAGCCUGGGGCUGACGACGGCGGCGGCGGCGGCGGCAGGCGAGGACAAGCUGCAGAAAGGGGGUGCUGGUGCCGCUGCUGGAGAUGGAGGCGAUGGCGGCAGUGUCGAGGCGGAGAGGCAGAGGCUGAAGAGGGAGCGGGAGAGGGAGCUUUGGGCGGCGGCGGAUGUGGCGCUGGCGUGA
Molecule: messenger RNA, 867 nt
Organism: Purpureocillium lilacinum
Lineage: Eukaryota; Fungi; Ascomycota; Sordariomycetes; Hypocreales; Ophiocordycipitaceae
Product: mediator of RNA polymerase II transcription subunit 7
Biological process (GO): regulation of transcription by RNA polymerase II
Cellular component (GO): mediator complex; core mediator complex
Molecular function (GO): transcription coregulator activity
Source: RefSeq, a predicted model, not a curated record